CUCAACCAACUUCCAGUUGUGGUUGGUCAUCAAAAAUNUAUUCACCCCCCCUCUAGCGUUGGUCUAUUAUUCUAACAAUUGGUAUCAGAGCCUAACUCGCGUCCAAACUUAACCGUUUGAGAGUAAAGCGAUCAUGGGUUCUUCUUCUAGAAAUCUUUAUGCAGGAAUUGGAGAAGGUCAAUCAACCUCUAGGCCACCGCUUUUUGAUGGCACCAACUACACAUAUUGGAAAGAGCGGAUGAGAAUUUAUAUCCGCUCAACCAACUUCCAGUUGUGGUUGGUCAUCAAAAAUGGCGAAGAAACCACAAUGAAGAAGGUCGGUGAAAAACUUGUCCCAAAGACCGAGGACGAAUUUGAUGCCAAAGAUAUCAAAAAGGUGGAGAACUACGCCAAGGCAAUCAACAUGCCGUACUGCGUGGUCAACCCCGAUGAUUAUCGCAAGAUCUCUUGCUGCACCACCGCCAAAGAAAUGUGGGACAAGCUGGAGGUUACAUAUGAAGGUACGGACCAAGUUCGGGAAACCAAAAUUGACUUCCUAACGCAGGAGUACGAAAUGUUUAUGAUGAAGGAAGGCGAAAAGAUCGAUGACAUGUUCGAUCGGUUCUCAAAGAUCAUCAACGACCUUCAUGCUCUAAAAAAGACUUACGCCAACAAGGAUCUCGUGAGGAAAAUCCUGCGGAGUCUCACGCCUGAAUGGAGAUCAAAGGCUGAUGCAAUCUACGAAUCCAUCGGAGUCUCCAACGUCACCAUCGACGGGCUAAGAGGUAACCUCAAAACUUAUGAAGAGAAAGAUCACUGAGGAGGAGGAGUAGAGGAAGAUGGAUCGUCGCCCUCAGGAGAACGGGGAGUGAGCCCAAUGUGCACAUCCGAAUGGAAGCCAGUGAAAAUAUUCUGAAGCUGAGUAAAGCUCUCAGCCUGGG
This is a messenger RNA of Cuscuta campestris, 920 nucleotides long. Lineage: Eukaryota; Viridiplantae; Streptophyta; Magnoliopsida; Solanales; Convolvulaceae. The record is from the annotation of a GenBank genome assembly.